This is a messenger RNA of Daphnia pulicaria, 3212 nucleotides long. Its product is annotated as mucin-2-like. The record is from RefSeq and is a predicted model, not a curated record. Gene Ontology annotation, molecular function: chitin binding. NCBI's taxonomy places the organism in Eukaryota, Metazoa, Arthropoda, Branchiopoda, Diplostraca, Daphniidae. The transcript has 6 exons. Gene Ontology annotation, cellular component: extracellular region. Bases 332 to 2746 code for a protein of 804 amino acids.
CGUAGGAGCUUUAGGAAUUCACAGUAACUCCGUCGUCGUGAAAGUUACCUUUUCGUUCGGUUUCAUUCUCGCUCUCGUCUCCAUCUCUCCUCUCCCGCUCUAAACGGUGCAGGCCGAGAGACAAACACCGAAAUCGAAAGCCGACCAAAAGUCCAUCCUCCACCUUAACUGACCGGCACCUGGUUCAUCACGUCCGUCAGUUUCCUUCAUCUCUGCGCUCCCCUGUCGAUUUCGGAGAAAAACUCCAGCCCCCUCCACCCCAGUGCCGCUCCACCCGCAGCGCCUACGCAGAGUCAAUCACGCACAAACGCUCCACGCACACACGCCAACAAUGAGGGAUUACGUCUGGUUGCUACUAGUCGCUUUGGCUACCGUCCAAGCGCAAUACUAUUAUCCGCAACCGUCUCCGCCGUUUGAAUUGCCUGGACCGACCCCUGCGCCGACCACUCAGGCUCCUACACCGGCACCAACCACUCCGGCCCCUACACCUGCGCCAACCACUCCGGCCCCUACACCUGCGCCGACAACUCCACCACCACCUCCACCUGUGGCGCCAGUCGUUGAAGAGUACACGACGCCCAGCCCUCCGCCACCGACGACUGCAGCUCCUACGACGCUCCCGCCACCACCGCCGACCACAACUGCGGCUCCUACUUCGGCUCCUACUACUCCUUACGUUCCUCCACCACCACCACCAACUACGGCGGCUCCUCCACCUCCCGUCGAGUACCUGCCACCAGUGGUAACUACCCAACCCCCACCACCACCCCCGACCACUACCCUGCCACCUCCACCACCCCCAACCACAACUCUACCACCCACAACUACCGUCUACGUUCCUCCUCCUACCACUACCGUCUAUGUCCCUCCUCCCACCACCACUCUGCCACCACCACCACCACCACCCCCGACCACCACUCUGCCACCACCACCACCCCCGACCACUACUCUGCCACCACCACCACCACCAACAACUACCACAGUCUACACCCAGCCACCUCUAGAGUACUUGCCACCGGUGACUUCUCGCCCAGUGCCCGUGCCAACUGAGAACCCACUUUUCCCCGAUGCCAACGAGAAUCAACAGGUGAGCAUCUUGUUCCCGACAGCUGCUCCGACCACCACCACCACCACCACAGCAGCUCCUACCACCACCCGUCCAGCCAUUACCACUCGCCCAGCUACCACUGUUGCCUACACUACUCCUCGUCCGGCUGUGGGCUGCCAAGUGGAUCCGUUCUGUGUAGGUCCCAACUGUGCCCCCGUUGGUCCCAACUGCCCAAGGCCGACAACCGCUGCUCCAGUUAGGACAACUACUCGCCCAGCGCCGACAACCGCUCGCCCAGCUCCCACUACCACUCGUCCGGCUACUACUGCUCGCCCGGCUACCACGACGCUAUCUUUGGAUUACCUUCCACCCGUCGAUGUUGCCACCACACGCCGGCCAGCCACUCUCGGCCCUUGCCAAGUUGAUCCCAACUGUGUCGGUGCCAAUUGCCGUCCAGUUGGCCCAGGCUGCGGACCAGCACCCACCGUCCCCAUCAGAACCACCCCCCGUCCGGCUGCUACUACCGCAUACACCACCCCACGCCCAGCCCCUACCACCACUCGCCCAGCUCCUACUACUACCCGUCAAGCCACUACCACCCGCCCAGCUACCACCCGCCCAGCUACCACCCGCCCAGCUACUACCCGCCCAGCUACCACUGUUGCCUACACUACUCCUCGUCCAGCUGUGGGCUGCCAAGUGGAUCCCUUCUGUUUAGGUCCCAACUGUGCCCCCGUUGGUCCCAACUGCCCCAAGCCGACCACCGCUGCUCCAAUCAGGACAACUACUCGCCCAGCCCCUACCACCGCUCGCCCAGCUCCCACCACCACUCGUCCAGCCCCCACUACUGCUCGCCCCGUCACGGUGCCCGUGAGGACCACUACCGCCAAGGCUACCACACCUGCUUUGGAUUAUCUCCCACCUGCCGUCACCACCAGAGCCCCGGGCAGACCAACCACCACCGAAGGUUACGAUUACCCGGCUCCGGAGAACCCGCUCGAUUUCGGUCCCAGCAGCAACCAAGGAACUGGUCUCAAGUUCCCCACCACUGCUAAACCUGUUACGACCACGCCCAGACCGGCUCAACCCACCACCAGACCCGCCACCAGACCCACGGCUGCCGCCACCACCCGAAGACCCGGUGUCCAGCCGGUUCUGUCCGCCUCCGAAGAAGAGAUCCUCUUCUGGGAUUUCCGUGAAUCCAUUGCAGGAGAACCGGAAUUGGACUACCCCAUCUUUGACAAGAUCCCCACCACGGCCUUCACCUGCCAAGGCAAAAUCAAUGGAUACUACGCCGACGAGGAAGCCCGUUGCCAGGUGUUCCAUGUCUGCUCCGUCGGAGCCGAUGACAGCGUCCUCCAGAACUCUUUCCUGUGCCCCAACGGAACCAUCUUCAGCCAGGAAAGCUUCGCCUGCCUCUGGUGGCACGACGUUGAGUGCGCUUCCAGCGGCCAGUUCACUGGCCUGAAUGCCAACAUUGGCGUCGUUCCGCCGUCGGCCGGUGGCCAGCAGGCUUCCUCCGGCGCCGCAUCUUCCGGCUCUGGCAUCCAGAUUUCGGCCAGCGCCGGAGCUUCGUCCUCCUCGUCGGGCGGCCGAGGUGUCUCGGCUUCCGCAUCCGCCAGCUCUUCCACGUUCGCUGCUGGCAACAAACAAGCUCACGCUCAAGCUGGCUCCUCCCAUUCCAACAAUGCCUACUAAAAAAGAAACACACACACAAAAAAACAACAAAAAAACAUUGAACCAAACAGGAAAAAUGAAACGAGUGAGAGAGAAAGAUUGAGAAAACGCCGAAAAGAGUUGGAUAAAAAGCGGGAAACAAAAGGCGGUUUUUGUAUAUUAGAAAAAAGAAAAAUCCUACCGUUUUGGCCCACACCACCACCACACCAACCAAUGCUUCGUUUGUGAACCCCGACGUCGAUUCGAUCAUCAUUUUGAUCCGCUGUAAAAUCUCGCAAUAUUUCUAGAUAAAAACUACUGGCGUUUUUUUUUUGUUUUGUUUUUGAUUACAUAAUUUCUUCCUUUUGUUUUUUGCAAAAAAAAAAAAAAAUAGUGUGUCGGUUUGUUCCACAUAAGUUGCAUUUUGUACUAUAUCCAUCGGUUCUCUCAACUAGUUCCGAUAGGAACUUUAUACUGGCCGCCAUUACACAACCUAUCUGGAAAUUCA